AUAGAGUUUAACUUUAGUGUAUUGAUAAUCUAAUCUCAUAUUCUAUAUUUGGAUUUCGUUAAUGUUGGUCCAAAAUCGAAAUCCGAGAAUGAUGGGGUUGCAAUUUUUACAUAGUUAGGGUUAGGGUUGACAGAGUUGUUACUCUUCCUUUUCGGUGGGAGUGGGGACUCUCCCCCACCUUUCUCCUCUCUGUGCAAAACCGUUACCUUUUUUUCUUGCCAAUAACCAAUUACGCGCUUUCGGUUGACACACUAACACCUAACAUAACCAUUUCCCAUUUCAUUUCUGUUUUGUGGUUACUUUUUUCUUUUCUUUCCAUUCUUUAAUUUCGUUCCUUCUUAGGGAGAAAAAAACAAGGGUUCUUGAUCUGAACUAUUUGGUUGAACCUUGAAUGGUUAUGGCAGUGGAAGAUUAUGAUAUUGAAACAAUAACAACCUUCACCAAAGAUCAAGCUAAGGUUACUGCUUCGCGCUAUCUCAGCGCUCCGCAGGGUUCGUGUCAUGAUUUGUGCAAAUUCGGCAUCCAAAAUGCCACCACCGAAGCUAAACCAUGGAAAAGAGCAAAGAAAAGGGUAACUGUUUCCACAGGGGGAAUCAAAAACAAAGUACAGGAAGAGAAUAUAACUUCUUUGGCAUGGACAAAGAAAUCAGGCAUUAAUUCAAAGCCUUAUACAACUUCAAAAUUUGGAAGUUCCAAUACUCUUGCUGACAUCAAGGAAGUAAUAAAUGAAGAAACAGUCAAUUCAAAGAAAAAUUCACCACCUUCUGCAGAAACAAAUGUUUCCACCAAGGAGCACAAUAACAAUGAUCUGAGAAAAUCAGUAAGCCAUUCAAAGCCUUCUCCAAAAUCAAAAUUUGGAAGUUCGAAUAGUCUUGUUGAUACCAAGGAAGUAAUAUAUGAAGCAACAGUCAAUUCAGAGAAAAAUUCAACAACUGAAGAAACAAAUGUUUCCACCAAGGGGCACAAGAAGAAGAAGCAGAAUAACAGUGAUCAAAGAUUUUCCACCAAGGAGCAGACUAACACCGAUUUAAGAAUUUCAACCAAGGAGCACAAUAGGAGGAAUCUAAGGCAAGCACAGCAAGAAUCUUCAAAAAUUCUAGCUUUUAUUGGAGACAAGGAAUAUCCAAGUCAUACAAAAGGGGAGACAAUAAAAGACAAAGUUGUUUCUUGUUCAAGCAGCAGAAAACACUCUGAAAUCAAUAGCAAACAGAAGACAAAGCCAUCGUUAAUUGAAGGCAAGGAAGUAACAAGAAGAUGUACGACGAAGAAAGCUUCAAGCUUGAAUGCCAAGACUACCAAGAACUUGAAAAGUGUGUCUUCUAGGAAAGGUAAUGGGAAGGUUGAAGCCAAACCUGAAUUAGCCAGCAAUGACAUUCUACAUGAAAUUGUGCAUACUCUAGAUGACGAACAUACUCUACCUUCUGACCACAACAGCAUGUUGCCUUCAGCAGCAACGAAGGGUCUUAAUCAUGCUGGACAUGGAACUUGUCCAAGUGAGUCUAUGUCUAUUCUAUCCGCUGGAGGUGAAGGCAAGAGAUCACAUACCCGGACACUAUCGAGUUCAUCUCUCUCUCUUAUAUCCUUUGGAAACAAAGGCAAGAUAUCACAUUCGCGGACACCAUCAGGUUCAUUCCUCCCUCUUAUAAACUUUGGAAGCAAAGGCAAGAAAUCACAUUCGCGAACACCAUCAGGUUCAUCUCUCCCUCUUAUAUCCUCUGGAGGUAAAGGCAAGAAAUCACAUUCACGGUCAAUAUCAUUAUCUGAUUUCUCAUUAAACACUUCCAAUGGAAAACCUGGCAAGAAAUCACAUUCACGGUCAACAUCAUUAUCUGAUUUCUCAUUCAAUGGAAAACCUCUUGUAUCCUCUGGAGGCAAAGGCAAGAAAUCACAUUCACGGUCAAUAUCAUUAUCUGAUUUCUCAUUAAACACUUCCAAUGGAAAACCUGGCAAGAAAUCACAUUCACGGUCAACAUCAUUAUCUGAUUUCUCAUUCAAUGGAAAACCUCUUAUAUCCUCUGGAGGCAAAGGCAAAAAAUCACAUUCACGGUCAACAUCAUUAUCUGAUUUCUCAUUAAACACUUCCAAUGGAAAACAACACGAUGAUGCUACUUUGAAGAAGACAGGAAACAGUGAAAAUGUGAAGAUGGGGUAUCAAGUCAAGCCAAGAGUGAGCACAGUAGUUGGGGAAACAAAUAAGGUUGCUCCUCGGAAGCUUACUUUUAGGAGAGGAAAGGUGAUUGAAAUUCAGCCUGAGAACAACAACAUUCCAAGGAGACUCAAAUUCAGGCCGGUGCGCACCCUUAAUUAUGACAAUCCUAGAGAUAUCAAUGCUCCUACAAAUGUCAUAACUGAAAUAUAUUCACCUAAAUUCCAAAUCGCAGAAGCAAUUAAAAUGAGAAGCAUUGCAAGAGAGACUGGUACAGAGGUAGAUGGUUCAAAACCAGAAUCUGAGGAGGAAGUGUUACUUAGGCCCCCAAGUGUGGAGAAGAAAGCAAACCGGCGUUUGUAUAACAAUGUGAUUGAAGAGACAGCAACCAUGCUUGCUGAGGUCAGGAAGAGCAAGGUCAAGGCACUUGUUGGUGCAUUUGAAACAGUAAUAUCUAUUGAUUCCCGUAGACAGUCCAGGUCCGCUUUACCAGAAGUAAGCACACCAUGUUAAGUUUGCCUCAGGUCUUGAAAUGUGUUCAACAUGUAAAUGGUGUGUAUAUAUAGAUGAUUAAGCAUGAGAGAUACAUACAUGCAAGAGGAAAUGUCUGAUUCUGAGAGUUGAUUUUCUGUCACAGCUUUCUGAAACUGCAAUUGUUUGUGGCUUGGAUUUGUUGAGCUGGGAUUGUUAAUGCUGUUUCUUGUACUGUUAGUGGUUGCUAAUAAAGAAUUGGUGAAUGAGGGGAUUUCACUGUUAUUUUGUACUGUUAGUGAUUUAGUGGUUGCUAAUAAAGAGAUUUUGCACUAA
Messenger RNA from Arachis ipaensis, 2953 nucleotides. RefSeq lists its product as uncharacterized. The record is from RefSeq and is a predicted model, not a curated record. Gene Ontology annotation, molecular function: calmodulin binding. Lineage: Eukaryota; Viridiplantae; Streptophyta; Magnoliopsida; Fabales; Fabaceae.